Arthroderma uncinatum is the source of this 675-nucleotide messenger RNA. RefSeq lists its product as uncharacterized. The record is from RefSeq and is a predicted model, not a curated record. Lineage: Eukaryota; Fungi; Ascomycota; Eurotiomycetes; Onygenales; Arthrodermataceae. The transcript has 2 exons. The coding region runs from base 1 to 675 and encodes 224 amino acids.
AUGGCGAUGAUCCGAAUAAGAUAUCCAUUUGCUGGAGGGUUUGCUGCUCUGCUCCUACUAUCCGCCUACCUUAGCUUUGCCCCCCAUACCACGCCUCCGAAGGAAGGAGAGCCUCCAGUUCCAUCACCUAUACAAGUCAACGGCAAAGUCGUACACCUGGUCACCUUUUUCCUACUGUCACUCGCAUUCUACUGGGUCCUAGACACCACCCGCCGAAGAACACUACAUUUAUCGCUCAUCGUAUGCACGCUGGUCCUGGGAGUAGGGUCUGAAAUCGCACGGGGACUUAUUCCGAAUGGCGGUUCUUUCGAUCCAUAUGAUAUUCUGGCGAAUACCGUCGGAAGUCUCGCAGCCAUAGGGCUGUGCACAUGGUAUCACAAGCGGAUGCUUGAACGGAGGAGAAAAGCAAGGUUCGGAGCCCUUAUGGAGAAUGGAGAGGAAGAUGUUGAGCUUGGCUUGGCGAAUGGUACCGGCGAACAAGAAUCAGGCAUCACAAACGCCCAGUCGCUAGAAGAUGAGGUUGAUAACUGGGAUGAGAAUGCUGAAGAUAAUUGGGAGGUUUCGGAAGAUACUGGAGAUGCUGGGCCCGCGAGCGGCGCGUCCAAUGGAGAUAUUGGUCAGAAGCCUUCGCCUGAUCAAAUAGGAAAAGUUGGCGAGAAUGACCAUAAGAAUUGA